Molecule: messenger RNA, 696 nt
Organism: Lactuca saligna
Lineage: Eukaryota; Viridiplantae; Streptophyta; Magnoliopsida; Asterales; Asteraceae
Source: the annotation of a GenBank genome assembly
AUGGGCCUGGAGCAUUUGACUUCAAACAGGGAGAUGACCAGGCAGGGGAAAUGCAUUUGGAAGCUGGUUGGAGGGUUACUGAAAAAACCAGAUGAGGAGCAGAUCAAUUUUCAGGAUCCCAAACCCAUUUUGAUCGACACUUGUGAAAUGCAUGAUCCAUACGACUGGGCAACUUUAUGCAGCCUGCCACACUACCAAUUCAGAUUUUGCAAAUCGGGCAACUUGUUAUUCUCAGUGUUCCAGGAGGUUUUUGUAGAAUUCACAACAAUGGCCGGGAGACGUCUGCGUGAUGCGGUGAAGGAAGUUUUGACUUCAUUUGGAGAGGAAGAAGAAAAAGAAGAAUUUCAUGUUGUGAUUGCUGGACUUACAAAUACUUAUUCGCAGUAUGUGACUACGAUUGAGGAAUAUCAGAUUCAGAGAUACCAGACCAUGAUGAUUCAAAGUUCUGGAAAGGUAUCCAGAGGUCAGGUUGACAACAACACAUUCAUCUCUACAAAUCCUGAUGUUGGUAUUAGGAAGCACAAAAAAGAAGGUUUUCAUCUCUACAAGUCUGGUUUAUGGAGGUUUCUGAAGGUUUUUGAUAUGCUUGAAGCAAAUGCAGGGUUUCUUGUAAGAGCCACAAUUGUUUUCAUUUGUGAAAUCUUGGAUUGUUGCCCAUGGUUCGAGUUUGCUGAUCUUGAGGUCACCUGCCUUUGA